Molecule: messenger RNA, 765 nt
Organism: Didymodactylos carnosus
Lineage: Eukaryota; Metazoa; Rotifera; Eurotatoria; Philodinida; Philodinidae
Source: the annotation of a GenBank genome assembly
AUGGCAUCUGCUUCUGUUACAACAACAGCCGAUUUACAAGACGACAUAAGACAACAUUUAUCAGCUGAUACACUAAAUGAAUUAAAAAUAAUUGAAGAAGAGAAAGAAAAAGUUGAAGCAUUAAAAUUGGAAAUAAUAGACAAAGAGAAUGAAAUCAAACGAAUAAAUAAUGAAAUUGAACGUUUAAAUGAUGAGCAACUUCAAUUAACAGUUAGACAAAAUGAUUUAAGAAAUCAACAGGAGCAAUUUGAAACGAUUAUUAAACAAUUAGAAAAUGUAUUAAAGGAAAAGGAGGCGAAUUUAUAUCGUUUACAACUUGAAAUGGAUAAAUAUAAAGAAAAUAUUUUAAUAUUAAAUCAACGAUUGGAUAACAUAAAAAAAUGCCCAAGAUGUCGUGAAAAUUAUAUACCAUCGGAUGUACGCAACGAUAGUUGUCAUUACCAUAAUGGUUUUAUUGUUGAUGUUGGUCGACCAAAUGAAAAUUUAACACAGGAUCAAGCAUUAGAACGUGUACAACGUUCAAAGUUAGCAAACGACAGUUCCAUCAACAAUACUCCAAAACUGAUGUGGUCAUGUAGUUUACGUUUGUAUGGUGAACAAGGCUGUAAUGUAGGUAAAUGUGGUUUGUCAUUGGAAUUAGACGGUGCAGAUGAAAAAAUUAAGAAUUUUUUAAACGGUCUAAAACAACAACUACUACUACUACUAUUUCCACUACCAUCCCUAAAUCAAAUUCUUUCAAAACAACGUCGAAUACGAAUAAAUUAG